Molecule: messenger RNA, 1012 nt
Organism: Globicephala melas (long-finned pilot whale)
Lineage: Eukaryota; Metazoa; Chordata; Mammalia; Artiodactyla; Delphinidae
Gene: ACYP2
Product: acylphosphatase 2
Molecular function (GO): acylphosphatase activity
Source: RefSeq, a predicted model, not a curated record
GGGCAGGGAAAGGAGACCUCGGGCGCCAGGGACCUAGCGGGCUCUUUCUUCCAGGCGUCCCGGGCUGCCCUCACUACCAGUCCCCGCCGUCUCAUUUGCCGCCUUCCGACGCGUGACCCCGGCGCGCUCGCGUCCCCGGCCGGUGACAGGCGCGAGGUGCGCCGAGCGGUCCCAUGUGCGCCCUCCCUCUCGCGGCCGCUGCAGUCACCGCGCCCCGAAUCCAGCUCCAGCUCCUCUGCCGAGGCCUCGUCGCCGCCAUGUCUACCGCCAGGCCACUCAAAUCCGUGGACUACGAAGUGUUCGGGAGAGUGCAGGGUGUUUGCUUCAGGAUGUACACCGAAGAUGAGGCAAGGAAAAUAGGGGUGGUUGGCUGGGUGAAGAAUACCAGCAAAGGCACUGUGACAGGCCAAGUGCAAGGCCCCGAAGAUAAAGUCAAUUCCAUUUCUGAUCCUGAUGUUAAUAAUAUACUGGCCUUAAUCUUGGACUUCUUAUUUUCAACUUAUGUGACAGUCUUCAUCUAUAUUGUUUUUCCUAAGGUUACUACAAGGAAGUCCUGGCUGAGCAAUGUUGGAAGUCCUAGUUCUCGCAUCGAUCGCACGACCUUUUCCAAUGAAAAAACCAUCUCUAAACUUGAAUACUCUAAUUUUACUAUUCGAUACUAAUAGGAGAAAAAUUAAAAUUGUAACGCUCAUACUGCACAAAAGACACUAUGUAUUCUUAAGUCUAUAUACUACAAUGAUUGAUAGUAGCAGAGUAGGGUAAAAAAAAGGAACUUUCUGUUCUGAAAGCUACAUUAUAUGUUACUAAAAAUGUCUGACACUGAAAUAGUUUUGCUCAAAUAUGUUUUGAACAAGCCAAAACUUAGCGUUCUAAAAUUUAAAAUGUCAUUACAAAAUAUUUAAUAUGAAUAUUUUACUGUAUUUAAACUUGUCUCUUGGAAUCUUUAAUUCUAAUAUUAUGGCAUACAUGUUAUUUGGCUGGACAUAAAAUAAAGUUAACCAUGUAAAAAUUA